UUUAAAUUUCCUCCAACUUUUUUCCGAUUUAAAAAUAUUUUGGUCAACCUCCUGAUUAAUUACACUCCCGGGAAUAAGAGGGUAGAAUCUUGGAUGAAUGGUGCACUCAUCUUAAUCUUCAUUUUGCUCAAUAUAUGAAUUAUUACUGUAAUCAUAGGCCACUUAAUCUUUGUCAAUGGAGCGAGAAAUUUCAAAGCAGCCGAUGAAGUGGGAAGCCACGGUUUCAGCUCAAUUAAAACAAGCAAGUGCAGAUCAAAUAUGGCCGCUGCUGAAAGAUUUCUUCGGCAUUUACAAGUAUUUUCCAUCCCUUUCUACUUCCUACGGCGUCCAUGGAAACAACGGCGAGAUGGGUUCAAUCCGGUACUGUGAAGGUUCCCGGAUUCCGGCCAAAGAAAGCAGAGAAAAAAAUGACGGUGGCCGGAAGAAAUUGGAGCCAACUCCGGUGAGUUGGUCUAAAGAGAAGUUGAUCGAUAUUGACCCGAUUCGGAUGUCACUUAGUUAUGAAAUGGUGGAUAGCAAUCUUGGGUUUACUUCAUAUGUUUCAACAAUUAGGAUCCAUCAGGAUGAAUCUAUUAAGAACAACAACAUUGGAUGUGUUCUUCAAUGGUCAUUCUCAGUUGAUCCAGUUGAAGGCUUGGAAUUUGAAGAUUUGGUUGAUAAAUAUCGAGUUGGGCUGCAGAAAAUGGCACGCAAAUUGGAAGAUUCAUCUUCUUCUGGAAAAGUAUUUGAUUAGCUUAAUUACCUAACCAUCCUCUUUUUUUAUUUUUUUUUUUAAUUUUUUUUACAACAAUUACUUUAUUUGGUUUGUAUGUUUCUUUUAGUAGUACUCCCCCAAACAAUAGUACUCGAUUUACCGCAAUUUUAUUUCUUUAUUUAUUUUUGUUAUUAACAUUUUCAAGC
Messenger RNA from Oldenlandia corymbosa var. corymbosa, 900 nucleotides. The record is from the annotation of a GenBank genome assembly. NCBI's taxonomy places the organism in Eukaryota, Viridiplantae, Streptophyta, Magnoliopsida, Gentianales, Rubiaceae.